Messenger RNA from Eremomyces bilateralis CBS 781.70, 1452 nucleotides. RefSeq lists its product as uncharacterized. The record is from RefSeq and is a predicted model, not a curated record. Bases 1 to 1452 code for a protein of 483 amino acids. The transcript has 3 exons. Lineage: Eukaryota; Fungi; Ascomycota; Dothideomycetes; Eremomycetales; Eremomycetaceae.
AUGUUCGAAGCGGCCAUGACCACCUUCGCGUCCAUCUCCAUCCUGGGCCUCGUCGGCUACAGCUACACCCGCUACUACAAGUAUCACAUCCUCGAGAAGAUGGAGAACGCCUUCAAGCCCGGCGACCCCGUCCUCGAGCUCGCCCAGAAGUCCCGAACCAACCACACGUCCCUCCUCGCCGACACCGACGACGAGGACCGUUGGAUCCCGCGCCCUGAGCAACGCAAGAUCGACGAGAUCGUCGCCGGCCGCGACACGGGUCACUACCACCUCCUCAUCGGCGAGAAGGGCACGGGGAAGAGCUCCAUGCUGAUCGACGCCAUGGCCAAGGUCGAUGGCGAGGGCUGCGCCAUGUUCGAGGCGCACGCCGACGUGGAGAUCUUCCGCGUGCGGCUAGGCAAGGCGCUGGACUUCGAGUACCACGAGGACAACAUCGGGUCGCUGUUCUCGAUCCGCGGGCCGCGCGACGCGUCGGCGCUGCUGGACGUGGAGCGGGCGUUCAACAAGAUGGAGAAGGUGGCGCUGAAGCGGCGGAAGGAGGUGGGGCGGCCGUUGAUUCUGAUCAUCAAUAGCGUGCAUUUGGUGAGGGAUGACGAGGAUGGGAAGGAUCUGAUCGAGUUGAUUCAGCAACGGGCGGAACAGUGGGCGGCGAGCAAUUUGGUGACUGUGGUGUUGAAUAGUGAUGAUUAUUGGGUGUAUGAACGGUUGAAGAACUAUGCGACGAGGAUGCAGGUGAUGGCGGUUGGGGACUUGCCGAAGAAGACGAGUUUGAUGGCACUACAACAAUAUCGGAUGAGAUACCGCAGCGAGAAGCCGAGCAUGGAAACCUUGGAGCAGGUGUAUGAUAUGAUUGGGGGGAGGUUGACGCAUCUGAGUCGCGUGGCGAAAAGUAAGGAUAUGUUGGAGGUGUGCAAGCAGAUUUGCCAGGCGGAGAAGACGUGGUUGUUGAGUCAGUGCUGGAUUCUCGGUAUGGAGAUGGACGACGAUGUCAUGGACCAGCAGAAAUACGCUUCCGCUGCAAUGGUCCUCGCUAAGGCCCUAGUCGACCGAGAGAAGGAAAUGGAAAGCACCUACGACUCAGAGAAGGGCCACGUCCUCCCCGAAAUCCCCUUACAUGAAGCCCGAUACAUCAUGACCCGAGCCGACUUCAUCCAAAGCUACGACCACAUCAACGUCUUCGCUAUCGGAUCCAACGCCAUGGUGCGCGCCGACUCGGUGCCGAUGAUGAACGCGUUCCGCCAGGUCUGCAGCCAGCCGGGCUUCGACGAGCAUCUGGAAGCGACGCUGGAACGCAUUGGGGAUAUCGAGAGCUUGGGGAGGACGCGGGAGCUGACGAUCAAGGAUCUGUGGAAUGGUGGGAAGUAUAAGACCACGGUGGCCGACUCAAAGGGGCGGCAUCAGAGUGAGGUGACGUUUGAGGUGGUAGAGCCGAAGAAGGAUGAUGAGGAGUAA